Molecule: messenger RNA, 3703 nt
Organism: Strigops habroptila (Kakapo)
Lineage: Eukaryota; Metazoa; Chordata; Aves; Psittaciformes; Psittacidae
Product: NEDD4-like E3 ubiquitin-protein ligase WWP2
Exons: 21
Coding region: 56-2653 (865 amino acids)
Biological process (GO): ubiquitin-dependent protein catabolic process; regulation of monoatomic ion transmembrane transport; negative regulation of transcription by RNA polymerase II
Molecular function (GO): protein binding; ubiquitin protein ligase activity
Source: RefSeq, a predicted model, not a curated record
CGCCACCCGCGUGACCGCUUCCGGGCGGCGCGGUCAGGUGACCGGCUGGUGUCAUAUGACGGUGGACACUGGAGCCGGAAGCAGGAGUGGAGCGGGCGCUGACGGGGGUGAUGCCAUGGCCGCUGCGAGCUCCAGCAGGGCCAGGGCUGGGCCGCCCUGCGAGAAGUACCAGCUCUCUGUGAAAGUGGUGUCCCUGAGGCCCAAAGCAAACAGCCGCCCAUCGCGGAUGACCUGCUAUGUGGAGGUGACAGGCGACGGGCUGCCCAGUGAGACCAAGAAGACUGGGAAGCAGAUUGGGAGCUCUGAGGUGCUGUGGAACGAGAUCCUCAUCCUGAACGUCACAGCUCAGAGCCACUUGGACCUGAAGGUGUGGAGCUGCCAUACCCUGAGGAACGAGCUCCUGGGCACGGCCUCCGUCAGCCUCAGCAACCUGCUGAAGAACGGUGGGAAACUGGAGAACAGGCAGCUGACCCUGGACCUGCAGACGGAGAACAAAGGCAGCGUUGUCUCUGGCGGAGAGCUGACGAUUUUCCUGGAUGGGCCCACUGUUGAUCUGGGAAGCCUGCCUAAUGGCAGUGCCGUGACAGAGGGUGAGUGCCGCCCGGCUCCACAUGCAUGCGGCAGCUCUGCGCUCGAGGCAGUGAGCAGCAGCGGGGCGAGGAGCGGGGCUGAGAGCACGCCCGGCACCCCCGAGCCAGCACCGCAGUGCCAGCAGCCACCUCCUCUCCCAGGGUCCCAGCUGCCCGGACGGGACCCCAGCAGCAUGGCUGCAGCCACGGAGGGCAGACACCAGCCUCCCAGUGCAAACGUCUUUGGAAGCAGACCAAGGACACACCGACAUGUGGCUGGAGUCGCCAGGCAGAGCACGGGGAGUGGAGAGCAAAGUCCCGGUGCCAGGAGCCGGCACCGGCAGCAGGCCAAGAGCACGCAGCACACCAGCAUGGCCAACGGCGUGGCCAAUGGCAUUGCCAACGGCAUGGCCAAUGGCGUGGUCAACGGCAUGGUCAACGGCGCAGUGAACGGGGACGCAAUGGGUGCUGCAGACGUCGAAGAGGAAAGGCCAGUGGCAGGAGCAACCCCAGCAGCUUCAAGCAUGACUGAUGGCUCGGUCACUCCGGCCCUUCCUGCCUUGGUCAGCUCUGGAGAGGCAGAGGAGGCAGCCUCCAGCUCCAGUGCCCCACCAGCCCGGGCAGCAGUGCUAGCGCUGGAUGCUCUGCCACCCGGGUGGGAACAGCGAGAGCUGCCUAACGGUAGAGUCUACUAUGUAGACCAUAACAACAAGACCACCACAUGGGAGAGACCUCUUCCUCCAGGGGGUGAGGUGCCUGCUUGGCGACCUUUCCUUGUCAUCAGGAUGAUCCAGGAGCCGCCGCUGCCGCCUGGCUGGGAGAUGAAGUACACAAAUGAGGGUGUGCGCUACUUCGUGGACCACAACACUCGCACCACAACCUUCAAGGAUCCGCGCCCGGGAUUCGAGUCUGGGAGCAAGCAGGGUGGCUCCCCGGGAGCGUAUGACCGGAGCUUUCGCUGGAAGUACCACCAGUUCCGCUUCCUCUGCCAUUCGAACGCGUUGCCCAGCCAUGUGAAGAUCAGCGUUUCCCGGCAGACACUCUUUGAGGACUCCUUCCAGCAGAUCAUGAACAUGAAGCCGUACGACCUGCGGCGCCGCCUGUACAUCAUCAUGCGGGGAGAGGAAGGCCUGGACUAUGGUGGCAUUGCCAGGGAGUGGUUCUUCCUCCUGUCCCAUGAGGUGCUCAACCCCAUGUACUGCCUCUUCGAGUACGCUGGCAAGAACAACUACUGCCUGCAGAUCAACCCUGCCUCCUCCAUCAACCCCGACCACCUCACCUACUUCCGCUUCAUCGGCCGCUUCAUCGCCAUGGCGCUGUAUCAUGGGAAGUUCAUCGAUACUGGCUUCACUCUGCCCUUCUACAAGCGGAUGCUGAACAAGCGCCCCACGCUGAAGGACCUGGAAUCCAUCGACCCUGAGUUUUACAACUCCAUUGUCUGGACAAAGGAGAACAGCCUGGAAGAGUGUGGCCUGGAGCUGUACUUCAUCCAAGACAUGGAGAUCCUGGGCAAGGUGACCACCCAUGAGCUGAAGGAGGGUGGCGAGAGCAUCCGGGUGACAGAGGAGAACAAGGAGGAGUACAUUAUGCUGCUGACGGACUGGAGGUUCACGCGGGGUGUGGAGGAGCAGACCAAGGCUUUCCUGGAUGGCUUCAAUGAGGUGGUGCCUCUGGAGUGGCUGCGGUACUUUGACGAGAAGGAGCUGGAGCUGAUGCUGUGCGGCAUGCAGGAGAUCGACAUGAAUGACUGGCAGAAGAAUACCAUCUACCGGCACUACACCAAAAACAGCAAGCAGAUCCAGUGGUUCUGGCAGGUGGUUAAAGAGAUGGACAACGAGAAGAGGAUCCGUCUGUUGCAGUUUGUGACGGGAACGUGCCGCCUGCCCGUCGGGGGGUUUGCGGAGCUCAUCGGCAGCAACGGGCCCCAGAAAUUCUGCAUCGAUAAAGUUGGCAAAGAGACAUGGCUGCCUCGGAGCCAUACAUGCUUUAACCGUCUGGAUCUCCCUCCCUACAAAAGCUAUGAACAACUGAAGGAGAAGCUGCUUUAUGCGAUUGAGGAGACAGAAGGAUUUGGACAGGAAUGAUGGAGCUUUUGGUACUUUCCCAGGUUGGGGAGGGCCCUGGAGCGCUGCUGGGCGUGAAGUGCUGCCCACAGAGCUCAUCCCUCUCCGCAGGAUGGUGCACAGGAUGUGCAGAUGCUGUUGCUCUUGUUCCUGGGUGCGAUCUGUAUUAACGCAGCCCUGGGGGAAACGAGUUCAUGUUUUCCUCCCUAAAAAAACUUGAGGUGUGACAAGAGGUGUUUACACCUCUCACCUCUCUCUGGUUCUGCUCAGCUCACGAUGGAUGCGGAUUGGUGCAGAGGGGAUGGGGGGAAGCACUUGGUAGGCAGCAUGAGGUGCACCGAGGUUCUCUGGUCCCCCCUUGCAGACACAGUUAAAUGUGAUCUGAUUUUGACACAGGCUAUUUUUGUCCCAAGUGUUUUCUGCCUUUUCAUGUCACUUUAAUAGAUGCAGAUGAGGAGGGGAAAUGGUUCUUGAACUGACUCUUGGGUCGCUUUUGGGUCCUGUCCUUCACCCAGCAAAGGUAAUGGGGAACCACAGUUGAUGUUGCACUGUGCAAGGUCCAGGAUGGCCCCUUCCCAUGCCAGACCCAAACCACCUAGCGCCAGGGCCCAGCAACAUGUCUGUUAUGUGUUUGAUUUGCAAGCAUGUGGCCCCUUUGCAGUUGUACGUGUCCUGUGUUAAGUGGUUGCUUGGAGCUGGUGCUUCGCAGCAGCCUUGGGGGCUCUAGUCAUGUUGGGGCACAUCUGGCCUUUGCUUGGUUAUGGGUUCAGCCCAGACUCCCUGUGUUUCCUGUCACCAGCUGGCUGGUGGCAGGAGCUCCUGAAACUGUGUGUGAGGGCAGGACCAGGCCUCUGUCCCUUGUCUUGGUGCCAGCUCUACUUCCCCCUCUCCCUUGUGUGCACAAGGGGAUACGGACCCACGUGAGCAUUGGUGUACAUAGCUGUACAUAAAGGAAGUCUAUGGAUACCAGACACCGCAAUAGCUUUUGACUCGUAACCGAAUAGUUUUGUACUGCACCAUCCUGCCUCAGCCAUACCGAUUUCUUGUGCAAUAAAUGAUAAAGCAGCUGCC